Molecule: messenger RNA, 1623 nt
Organism: Penicillium roqueforti
Lineage: Eukaryota; Fungi; Ascomycota; Eurotiomycetes; Eurotiales; Aspergillaceae
Product: GAG-pre-integrase domain-containing protein
Exons: 1
Coding region: 1-1623 (540 amino acids)
Biological process (GO): DNA integration
Molecular function (GO): nucleic acid binding
Source: RefSeq, a predicted model, not a curated record
AUGAAUCGUGAGAUAGGUGUCCAAACUGUGACCUUAACUAAUGCUCCAAAAGGUGCAUUUUCAACCUGGCAAGGACACCAAGAAGCGAAACCGGAAAUGAAGCAAGAGAAGCUCCCAUUUGAAAAGAGACGCUGUCCCUGUGGCAGCUCCCACCCGAGGCAUAAGGUUGCCACUUGCUAUAUCAUGAAUGAAGCAAUUCGACCGGAGGGAUACACUCUUAAUGAGCGUACGCUAGAGAAAGCGAAGAAGAAGUUAGCAAAGGACCUCGCUUGGAAGCAAUGGGUCGACAAAGUGGUUGCUGAAGCUCAGCUAAAGGCGGAAUAUGCUAACCAGGUUAGCUUUGCUACCACCUACCAAAAGCAUGAAGCCGUACAGAUUAGUAAGCAUGUGCUAUCUGUAGCAAAAAGCGACGAGCCCUCUCUUCAUGAUCGAUGGAUUCUCGACACUGGAUCGAGUACGCAUAUCUGUAAUGAUAGGAGCUUAUUUGUUGACUUCACCCCGGACGAUAUGGAAGUUUCAACUGGAGACAGCACCACAAAGAUGCUCGGUAGGGGUACAGUUCGCCUGAUAGGAAGACACCCGGUGAAGGGAAGGAUGGAGAUCACAUUGAGUGAUGCUCUAUACUCACCUGGAUUCCAUACAAAUCUAGUAUCAUACGCGAUGCUAAGGAAGAAAGGUGGCCUUUGGUGUCAAAAGACGAAUUGCAUACGGGAUCCUAAUGAUAGGCCUGUCGUUAGUGUACACUUUUGGGAUCACUUUAACCUCUGGCUUUUUGAUAAGCCUGGCGAAGCUCCUCCGCAGCAGGCAUAUGCCACCCAGGCAGGCGUACUGAACUUAGUGAAGCCGCAGGAAUCAAAGGCUUCCUCCGAAUUAUGGCAUCGGCGCCUAGCCCACGUUGAACCACGUACUAUAGCAAAGCUUGCUAGCAUGGUAGACGGCGUCGUUCUUGAAGAUAAGAAGUCGACGGAGCAGCAAUCUCUAUGUCAAAUCUGUAAGACAGGAAGUGCUCCGAGGCAGAUAUCACGACGGCCAGUCGGAAGAUCCUUUGGACGAUUUGGAAGGGUGCACUUUGAUCUAAUUCAACUGCCACCGGCGUACAACAGACAUCGCUGGAUAUCUCACUUCUAUCUAGAAGGACCGAGGUUCCAUUGGAUCAUGACACAUGAAGUCAAACCGGAAUGCCAGCUUGCGAUAAAGGAGUUCGUACAGCUAGCAAGGAAUCAGUGGAAGCUGCCGAUCAAGGCUUUCCACUACGAUAAUGAAGCCGCAGCAGGCAGAGCAGCGGAGUACAGCCUAACGGCUGAUGGUAUCUUAGUAUAUCAUACUCCUCCUGGACACUCAGAAAUGAAUGGGUAUGCUGAGAGAUCUGGCGGGAUGAUCAUCACCCGCAUGCGUAUGCUCGCUCUCGAAGGGAAGCUUCCUAAGGACCUAUGGCCAGAAUUUGCAAGCGCCGCCGUAUGGUUAUUGAAUCGUACGCCGUCGUAUAUCGCUACCGAGAACCGCUGGGUGGUUCCGUGGGAAGAAGUUAGGAAGGAAUUUGCACCGGUGAUACCGAAGACUAACCUGUCAAAUGUCAGGCUAUACGGGAGCAUGGCGUACUGUAGGAUUGAGAAUCAAGUAUAG